Erinaceus europaeus (western European hedgehog) is the source of this 2073-nucleotide messenger RNA. Its product is annotated as collagen alpha-2(I) chain-like. The record is from RefSeq and is a predicted model, not a curated record. The transcript has a single exon. NCBI's taxonomy places the organism in Eukaryota, Metazoa, Chordata, Mammalia, Eulipotyphla, Erinaceidae. The coding region runs from base 1 to 2073 and encodes 690 amino acids.
AUGGGGAAUUAUGGGAAACCACGGGGGCCACAGGCAGCCACGGGAAUCACAGGGAACCACGGGGGCCACAGGCAGCCACGGGAAUCACAGGGAACCACGGGGGCCACAGGCAGCCACGGGAAUCACAGGGAACCACGGGGGCCACAGGCAGCCACGGGAAUCACAGGGAACCACGGGGGCCACAGGCAGCCACGGGAAUCACAGGGAACCACGGGGGCCACAGGCAGCCACGGGAAUCACAGGAACCACGGGGGCCACAGGCAGCCACGGGAAUCACAGGGAACCAGGGGGGCCACAGGCAGCCACGGGAAUCACAGGAACCACGGGGGCCACAGGCAGCCACGGGAAUCACAGGAACCACGGGGGCCACAGGCAGCCACGGGAAUCACAGGAACCACGGGGGCCACAGGCAGCCACGGGAAUCACAGGAACCACGGGGGCCACAGGCAGCCACGGGAAUCACAGGAACCACGGGGGCCACAGGCAGCCACGGGAAUCACAGGAACCACGGGGGCCACAGGCAGCCACGGGAAUCACAGGAACCACGGGGGCCACAGGCAGCCAUGGGAAUCACAGGGAACCACGGGGGCCACAGGCAGCCAUGGGAAUCACAGGAACCACGGGGGCCACAGGCAGCCAUGGGAAUCACAGGGAACCUCAGGCAGCCACGGGAAUCACAGGGAACCACGGGGGCCACAGGCAGCCAUGGGAAUCACAGGAACCACGGGGGCCACAGGCAGCCACGGGAAUCACAGGGAACCUCAGGCAGCCACGGGAAUCACAGGGAACCACGGGGGCCACAGGCAGCCACGGGAAUCACAGGAACCACGGGGGCCACAGGCAGCCACGGGAAUCACAGGGAACCACGGGGGCCACAGGCAGCCACGGGAAUCACAGGAACCACGGGGCCCACAGGCAUCCACGGGAAUCACAGGAACCACGGGGGCCACAGGCAGCCACGGGAAUCACAGGAACCACGGGGGCCACAGGCAGCCACGGGAAUCACAGGAACCACGGGAGCCACAGGCAGCCACGGGAAUCACAGGAACCAUGGGGGCCACAGGCAGCCACGGGAAUCACAGGAACCACGGGGGCCACAGGCAGCCACGGGAAUCACAGGGAACCUCAGGCAGCCACGGGAAUCACAGGGAACCACGGGGGCCACAGGCAGCCACGGGAAUCACAGGAACCACGGGGGCCACAGGCAGCCACGGGAAUCACAGGAACCACGGGAGCCACAGGCAGCCACGGGAAUCACAGGAACCAUGGGGGCCACAGGCAGCCACGGGAAUCACAGGAACCACGGGGGCCACAGGCAGCCACGGGAAUCACAGGGAACCACAGGCAGCCACGGGAAUCACAGGGAACCACGGGGGCCACAGGCAGCCACGGGAAUCACAGGAACCACGGGGGCCACAGGCAGCCACGGGAAUCACAGGAACCACGGGGGCCACAGGCAGCCACGGGAAUCACAGGAACCACGGGGGCCACAGGCAGCCACGGGAAUCACAGGAACCACGGGGGCCACAGGCAGCCACGGGAAUCACAGGAACCACGGGGGCCACAGGCAGCCACGGGAAUCACAGGAACCACGGGGGCCACAGGCAGCCACGGGAAUCACAGGGAACCACGGGGGCCACAGGCAGCCACGGGAAUCACAGGGAACCACGGGGGCCACAGGCAGCCACGGGAAUCACAGGAACCACGGGGGCUACAGGCAGCCACGGGAAUCACAGGAACCACGGGGGCCACAGGCAGCCACGGGAAUCACAGGAACCACGGGAGCCACAGGCAGCCCCGGGAAUCACAGGAACCACGGGGGCCACAGGCAGCCACGGGAAUCACAGGAACCACGGGGGCCACAGGCAGCCACGGGAAUCACAGGGAACCACGGGGGCCACAGGCAGCCACGGGAAUCACAGGGAACCACGGGGGCCACAGGCAGCCACGGGAAUCACAGGGAACCACGGGGGCCACAGGCAGCCACGGGAAUCACAGGAACCACGGGGGCCACAGGCAGCCACGGGAAUCACAGGAACCACGGGGGGCACAGGCAGCCAUCAGGAGCCUUGA